Messenger RNA from Geodia barretti, 804 nucleotides. Lineage: Eukaryota; Metazoa; Porifera; Demospongiae; Tetractinellida; Geodiidae. The record is from the annotation of a GenBank genome assembly.
AUGGAAAAGGGAGACACCGUUAUCAAUAUUGGGCCGGUGGACGUAACCCUGUCCUACCGCAAGGAAAUCAUGCCCGACCAGGGCCUGAUGGUGCAAGUGUACGGCGACAUUGACGGACACGACACCGAGAUCCUGCGGUUCGACUGCUUCGACCAGGACCCACACUACCACUACGGGCCGGAGAACAUGAACAUCCGGCUGCACAUGGACAAGACCACGGUCGGCACGCCGUUGGGCUGGACGCUGAAGAACAUCCGGACGAACCUGCCCUCGAUGGUACGCCGAGCCGGGUACGACGAUCUGGCGUCCGCUGUUGAGAUGAACGGCAUCGACGCGAACAAGAUGGACGAAGUGGAAGAGAUCGCGCUGGGCAAGGUCCGCGACGAGCGGCGCACUGUCACGCACUUCCGCGGCGACCACAUCUACGAAGCCGGCAACAUCCGUUUCGGCGUUGAGUACCGCGACAACAUCGGCGCGGCCAACGACCGCGGCGUGGCCAUCCACGUGCUGACCGAUCACCUGGGGCAGGAGUUCGAGCUGCUGGCCUUCGACUGCUUCGAGAUCGCGCCGCACUAUCACUACGGCCCGCGCAACCAGGACGUUCGGAUUUAUUGGGACGUGACCACCAGCGGCCACACGCUGGCCUGGACCCUCGACCAGUUCAAGGCCGGCAAUCUGGCCAGCAUGAUCGAGCGGGCGGGCUAUCCGACCGUCGCUUCCGGCUUGGACAACGACCUGGUGCAGGCCGUGGUCCCGGCGAUGGAAGAGAAGGCCUGGGCCCUGGUUGGCACCAACCAGCGGUAA